UUCUAUUAAAUAAGUGAAGGUUGACCACCAGGUGGCAGCUGUGUCUGCCAGGAAGAAAUCGUAGAAGAAGAAAAUCAGGAAGCGAACAGGCGGGCUGGCGGGCACUUCGAUUCCUCUUGUUACUUUAGUCGUUGUAGUUCUCACCCAGUGCUGCCUGGCAGUCAAGUUGUGUUCUCAUGGAGCCCACAGAGAGCAGAUUCACUCACCUGCUGAAGCCCAUCAGGAAGCUCACCGAAAACUGGGACAUCGACCUGACGUCCGAAUUAAACGACUACUUGGAGGAGUUGGACGAGAUGUGCAUCACGUUUGAUGGCAAAACCCGCCUGAACUUUGCAGAGGCAGCGCUACUCAUCCAAGGCUCUGCCUCCAUCUACAGCAAGAAGGUGGAGCUGCUGCACAGUCUGGUUUACCAGACUUUGGAGUCCAUCAGCGACAGGAACAAGAAACGAAGCAAACAAGCCACUGCGUGUGAGGAUUCCCACUCAGACGAAGCGAUGUCCAUAGAAGACGAGUUCUCGUUCAUGGACAGCAAUGUGAUGAACAACUCGGACCAGGAGGACCUGUGCACGCCGGUGAAGGUGACUCUGCUUCCUCCGGCGUCUCUGAUUGCUCCCGAAAACCAUGACAAGCAGAAGCUGCCCCUCAUCAGUGGGCAAGGUGAAAUCGUGUACAGCCAGAAGGACUUCUGGAUUAAUCUGUUCCUCCCAGGACACCGGGACAUGAUCCUCCUCAAUCAGGGCCCUGAGGCUAGAACACCUCUCUUAGACCAGAACCUGCAGCUCCUUGGCGUGUCAGUUGUUGCCGAUGUUGCAGACAUGGCCAAGGAGAGCUUCCUUCCUGUGGAGGAUGUGAUGGACGUGGAGCAUGUGGAGAGGCAGCAGGUUCAGAGUGAACCGCGCAUGAUUCGAGCACGGCAGCAGGUCGUCGCCGAGGAGGCGAAGUUGCCUGCCGUCACCGCGUGGACGCUCCACGACCCGUACGCCACAGAGUUCGACAAGAAGGGCGAGAAGGCCAUGAAGUUAGGAAAGUGCUACACGGUUCCCAUGGGUCUGGACCACGGAGGGAAGAGGAAAAGAAGGCACGCGGCUCCCCUGCAGGACUUCUGUCGAUGGUUCAAACAAAAUUAUGAUCCUCCUGAUUCCAAGAUGAAGAAGGGGCCCACGUUCAUCGACCUCAACUAUAUUUAUCUAAGUACCAUCAAAAGCAAGCUGACCUCCCACAAGAGAAUCAACAGGAAACAAGGUGUGUUUCUGACGGACGGGGAACUGACGAGAAACUUACUGCAGCUGGAGGAUGCGGGGCCGCACGGUCAGGAGGCGGAGCAUGUGGAGGGCUUCGGAGAGCUGGACUAUGCAGAGGACCUCUGCGACCGUGAACAACUUCCUGUCGAAUGCGAGGGGGAAGACGACGACGGCUUGUCGGGAGCUCAGCUGACCUAUGAAGGCCUCGUCAAGCUGCGUGUGGAGCAGCUGGUGCUCAACUCUCAAGGGUACGUGCAGGAGACGGCGUUGUCUCGACGGGUCAAAGACUGGGAGGACAAGCUGCAGCCCCAGCUGUGUCUGCAGGAGCAGCGCGUGCCGUUUGACAUCCACCAAUAUGGCGAUAGAAUCGUGUCGGCGUUGAACACUGUGGGACAGCGCCACUCCUUUUCGUCCAUCGUGUCCGGCUUGGACAAUUUGGAAGCCUGCAAGUUCUUGCUAGCGUCGCUACAGCUGGCCAACGACAACACGGUGGCCAUCGACAGUGUUGACGGUUUGGAGGAGAACUUGGACUCCAUGGCGUUGACGCUUAUCAGCACACAACGAGCUGCUGACAGGUUUAAAAGUCUCGCCACCACGGCGAACACCUCCUGAUGAUGACACUAUGCAUUAAGCCCACAACUGAGCCCCUAUAUAGAAAAGGGGGACAUUAAUCAUGUCUUUUAUUGAAUUUAUUAAAUGUUUCUUAUUUAG
This is a messenger RNA of Doryrhamphus excisus (bluestripe pipefish), 1952 nucleotides long. The record is from RefSeq and is a predicted model, not a curated record. Lineage: Eukaryota; Metazoa; Chordata; Actinopteri; Syngnathiformes; Syngnathidae.